Molecule: messenger RNA, 927 nt
Organism: Pungitius pungitius (ninespine stickleback)
Lineage: Eukaryota; Metazoa; Chordata; Actinopteri; Perciformes; Gasterosteidae
Gene: mustn1a
Product: musculoskeletal, embryonic nuclear protein 1a
Exons: 3
Coding region: 390-626 (78 amino acids)
Biological process (GO): chondrocyte differentiation; tissue regeneration; chondrocyte proliferation
Cellular component (GO): nucleus
Source: RefSeq, a predicted model, not a curated record
GUUUGUCGAACUUUUGAAAAAGCUUCUAAAAAUAGCUACUUAUAUUUUGAGAUGCAACUUUUGAACUUUUUGUGCCAUUUGCUUAUCACCCGGUAGAGGAUACAGAUACAUAAAAUUGUUAACUUUAAGGAUCCCUGUGGUUUAUUCAGGAUUUAUUUGGGAAAAUAUAGUGCCACAACUUGCAGCACUAAUAUCCUCAUGAAGCAGCUAGCAGGACAGCCGACCAUUAAAAAAAACAGACCGAAAGGAGGAGGACCUUAUGCACUUGUUGCGUCAUUUAUUACUCUCAAGAACAGAUCCACUGGAGAAUCACUGCUGGGUUGGGUACAUUUGCGCGUGUGUGGUGCUGGACAUCUGACGGAGAGAAGACCAACUUCAAUUGCUCUAACAUGGCGAAACCAGGUCAAGAAGAACCUGAACGAAUGCAGCGUCCCGAGGUGAGAGAUGAGGACCUAACCGAAGCAAAAAGCCAGCUGGGUGCAAGUGGGCCAGCAAAGAGCAAGACUUAUGAAGUAAUGGAGGAGUGUGAGAAAAUGGGCAAAGCAGCACCCUCAGUAUUCAGCGGAGCGAGGUCCGGGACGGAGACGGUUUUGAACUCACGCUCGGCUCAGGCCAACAGGAAGUAGCGGUGGACUUUGUGCCCAUUAUCGUUUCAUCUUAUGGGUUUGGGAUCUGUUAUUUUUUUGCCCAGCUGUACAUCACUCCAUGAAUAUUUUGUUUUAAUAAGUGUUCCUUCUUAAACAGCAGAACCUCUGCACACUGGCAUGCCAGUUACAUUUUUAAAAGAAAUAUUCAGCCAUUCAUUGCUCCCUCUGUAAACAGCUGAAUGUAUCCACAGUUCCAGGAUAUGGGGUAAUUAUAAGGAUUUACCAAAACUGCAUUCAAAGAAAUUGUAUGACAGACUUGUAAGACUUGUAAAUUCAAAGU